GUACCUCAAACUACUGCUCACGACAAUAUCGUUCAAGUAUCACGACCGAUGAACAUUGCUAUGAGCGCCAUACAACCGAAUAUCAACUACAGACAAUCAAGACGCUCUGCCUGCGACAGAUGUCGUGGGUUCAAGCUACGCUGUGAGCGUUAUCAAGUAAAUGGCAGAUCAUGCGAGAGGUGUCUCAAAGCCCAGGUGACGUGUACUACAACUGUUGGACAGCCAGUUCAACAAUUCCAUUCACCAAAGAAGGAUAUAUAUUCUUUCUCUCGAAGUCGAGUUGAGAUAUCCGGAGACAGAGGUGGUCCUACUGCAUCUCAAGUUCUUCAUCGAUCAUCCGGUUCGAGAGUGAGAAAAGCAACCGCAUCCUCGGGGGUCUGCCGCAGAAUAGAACAGCAGAAGCUUAAUGCGUCGAUUGACCCGAACAUCUUUCCGUUCCUAGAAAAUGACGCAGCUUCUAAUUUCUCGGACACGAAGGAGCCCCAAAUGCAUUCGGUGUCUCAUCAACUAUUGUCCUUCAAUCAGUGGAGUCAGGACUACCUGCCCUGGAAUGACAUUUCUCCGUAUCCUCCAUCCAUGUACCACGAUAUGCAUGUGACUGAAAACAACUUGAAUUCCGAGAAUCCGGGGUUUGGGCCAGACAUUUUGGACAUACCACAGCAUCUUCCGACCGAUUCUGGCUUCGAUUCAACAAAUCCAAUAAAAAAUGACACUUUCAAUUCACCAAUCUAUAUUCAUCCAAGCAUCUCAGGAAGCCGCUGGGGUAGCGAGCCAUCUUCUGCGCAAUACGAGUAUCCAUUUCCUACGACAAACCAUUACGCACAAUACUCAUAUGACCAACUCAGAAAUAUUAUGCAACUAAACGUUGAGCUUAUCUCUGAUCUCGAGCUUCUAGACGCAGCAUCAAACAAUUUGAGCUCUUCACUUGUCAUGAGUGAGAAUUCCGAUCAAGGCGCUUCAAAGAUCGAUUUACCUAUUUUUCGAAUAUUGAAUCAUUCGUCUAAAUUCUUGGACAUCGUUCAACCAGGGGCCAUGUUUCCCAUCAAUGACGUGUGGAAUCUGUCUCCUAUAACACCCACAGAACAUGAUACGAGCCCCCGUGAAGAUUCUUGUUCGGUACCGAAUGAAGGAGUCAAUGGUUGGCUUGAUUUUGAUGAUAUACCUAGCUUCAUGACAUCGCAUGAACCCGGAUAUACAGAAAUAAGACCCGCGCUGUCAAAUGUUUUCGGAGACACAAGCUCUCCCGGCUAUCAGCUAUCGGAGUCUUUGACUAUAUUAUCAGCCUAUUUUCAGCUCAUCCACAUUUAUCAUUCUCUUUUCACCCAAAUAUACCAGACCCUUCUGAUGAUCCCGCCAGAUGACGCAGCCAAGGUUCUUGCACUCCCGACAUUGCAGUUUGGAGGAUUUGAAAUGGAGGGCCAUUUCAAGGCCAAACUGCAGGUAUUAGUUGAGCUCAGCUUCGGAAUCUUGAGGAAACUUGAUCACUCUUUUGGCAUCCCGGAGUAUUUACCUGGCGAAUUCAUUGAAGAAGGCAGCUCUGCUCCGUAUAUUUCAUACCAUAGCCCACUAGAACCUCUUAGAAACCAUGUUGUGGCUAGGGAGUAUAUGGAAGCUGUUCUGCCUCUCAGGAAAGUAAUGCAUUGCUUGCAAGCAUUUUCAAAUACCAUAGCCGACGUUACCGUUUAA
Molecule: messenger RNA, 1686 nt
Organism: Penicillium waksmanii
Lineage: Eukaryota; Fungi; Ascomycota; Eurotiomycetes; Eurotiales; Aspergillaceae
Gene: fmpR
Product: Zn(II)2Cys6 domain-containing transcription factor fsqA
Exons: 2
Biological process (GO): regulation of DNA-templated transcription
Molecular function (GO): DNA-binding transcription factor activity, RNA polymerase II-specific; zinc ion binding
Source: RefSeq, a predicted model, not a curated record